Rotaria sordida is the source of this 777-nucleotide messenger RNA. The record is from the annotation of a GenBank genome assembly. Lineage: Eukaryota; Metazoa; Rotifera; Eurotatoria; Philodinida; Philodinidae.
AUGCAUUCAUCAUUAUUUCGAAAGCAUCUUCAUGAAAGAUAUUGUUCAUUACCAUCAAAUUUAGAACAAACAACAUCAUCAUGUCCAUCAACACCUCCUAUGUCAACAUCAUGGAUCGAACCUCCACAAUUUGUUUUAUGUCUAAUGACUAAUGAACAUCGUAAAGAAGUUUUUGAUCUUGUUAUUGAUACAUUUUUUCGUGAUGAACCAUUAAAUAAAUGUUUAGCAUUUGAAAUACCUCAUGAACCAAUUGAAUUUACUGAACUUAUUGUUUCACUUGCAUUACAAGAUCAAUGUUCAUUUGUUGCUAUUGAUAUUCAAACACAAAAAAUUAUUGGUGUUAUAUUAAAUAUAAUAAAACAUAAUUUAUCAACAACAAAAAUUGAUAAUCAAGAUAAAUUUGAUUUAAAUAAUUUUCAAUCAGAAAAAUUACGUUAUAUAUUAAAUGUUCUUAAACAUGUUCAUCGUAAUAUUAAUUUAUUUAAUGAAUUAAAUACAGAUCAUCUUUUACAUACAGUUAUUGUUGCUAUUGAUGCACAUUAUCGUGGUUUAAAAUUAACAGAAAAAUUAAUUCAUGAAAGUAUAAUACAUGCUAAAAAUGAUUUAAAUUUAAAAGGUGCAUUUUCAGAAGCAACAAGUCUUUAUUCAUCAAAAGCAUUUAUUAAACAAGGUUAUCAAAUAUAUGAUGAAAUUAUUUAUACUAAAUAUGAUGAUAUACGUUUAGCAAGUCUAGCUGGAGAACAUGAUCGAUGUCAAUUACUUGGUAAAACCUUGUAA